Cebus imitator (Panamanian white-faced capuchin) is the source of this 2327-nucleotide messenger RNA. RefSeq names its product peroxisomal biogenesis factor 7 (gene PEX7). NCBI's taxonomy places the organism in Eukaryota, Metazoa, Chordata, Mammalia, Primates, Cebidae. The transcript has 9 exons. Gene Ontology annotation, biological process: protein import into peroxisome matrix. Gene Ontology annotation, cellular component: cytosol; peroxisomal matrix. Bases 217 to 1401 code for a protein of 394 amino acids. Gene Ontology annotation, molecular function: protein binding. The record is from RefSeq and is a predicted model, not a curated record.
UAACGCAGCACGCAAUUGCCUUUUGGACGCGCUGCGUGGAUUCAGAGCGGCUACAACUUAGUAAUCAUCAGGAAAAGUUCCUGAUGCCAGUCCUCCAAACGCUCAAUGAAUUAAUAAAAACCAGACAGCCGUACAGACGCGGCUGAGAUGCAACGACAAAGGUUGUCGUAAUUACUAAUAAUACCUAACCCUAGAUCACUCCCCUGAUAGAUACGGAUGUUUGCAGCAGGCGCAAUUCAGUUUCGUUUCAACCAAAACAAAAAUGGUCUCCGUCGGAGUCAACGGCUUUUCCCGUGCGGACCAAUCAGAAUCUCGAAUACGGAGCACGGGGCCCGCACUUCCGCCCGGUCUUCCUGGUGUGUCCAACGGCGCCAGUGCGUCUCCGACUCGGACCGGCUUCCGCGGCCGGGGCGGCGAGGGCCGGGGGCGGCGGGCGGGAUGAACGCGGUGUGCGGCGGAGCGGCGCGGACGCUGCGGGUGGCAGGCCGUCACGGCUACGCCGCCGAGUUCUCCCCGUACCUGCCGGGCCGCCUGGCCUGCGCCGCCGCGCAGCACUACGGCAUCGCGGGCUGUGGAACCCUACUAAUAUUGGAUCCAAAUGAAUCUGGGCUAAGGCUUUUUAGAAGCUUUGACUGGAGUGAUGGUUUGUUCGAUGUGACCUGGAGUGAGAACAAUGAACAUGUCCUCAUCACCUGCAGUGGUGACGGUUCGCUACAGCUCUGGGACACAGCCAAAGCUGCGGGGCCGCUGCAGGUCUAUAAGGAACACACUCAGGAGGUGUAUAGUGUUGAUUGGAGCCAAACCAGAGGUGAACAGCUUGUCGUGUCUGGCUCAUGGGAUCAAACUGUCAAAUUGUGGGAUCCAACUGUUGGAAAGUCUCUGUGCACCUUUAGAGGCCAUGAAAAUGUCAUUUAUAGCACAAUCUGGUCUCCCCACAUCCCUGGUUGUUUGGCUUCAGCCUCAGGUGAUCAGACUCUGAGAAUAUGGGAUGUGAAAGCAGCAGGAGUCAGAAUCGUGAUUCCAGCACAUCAGGCAGAAAUCUUGAGUUGUGACUGGUGUAAAUACAAUGAGAAUUUGCUGGUGACGGGGGCAGUUGACUGUAGUUUGAGAGGCUGGGACUUAAGGAAUGUACGGCAACCAGUGUUUGAACUUCUUGGUCAUACCUAUGCUAUUAGGAGGGUGAAAUUUUCCCUUUUUUUUUCUUCUGUGCUGGCCUCUUGCUCGUAUGAUUUUACUGUAAGGGUUUUCCUCCAAUCCUUGUUGAUUUUGUCUAGGCAAAACCUUGACCUGGCUUCAAAAAUCAAGAUGUCCAUAAAGGUGUAUUCAGAAAGGUGUUAUUUCUCUCCUUCUAUUUCCUCAGCCUUUCUGUUUUAUUCUGUUCCAUACUCUGUAGGUAACUAGUCUUGCUCAUAUACGUAGACAUAGUUAUAUGUAUUUUCUCAUUUCCCCCUUUCUUACACAAAGAGUGGGGUACUUUGGAUACAUACUCCUUUAAAUUUUGCAUUUUUCACAUAACAUAUAUCCUGGAAAUCAUUCUAUAUCAAAGAAAUCAUUCUCGUUCUGCUUAAUACACCAUUGUGUGGAUGUACCAUAGUUUAUUUGGCUACCUUCCUAUGUAUGGACAUUUAGCUUAUUUUCAAUGUUUCAUAAAUAAACAGUGCCAGAGUGAAUGAUAGCUUUGUGUGUAUGCAUAUUCAUAUUACUAGAGAAUUAAUAUCUGGUAUUCCCAGAAGUGCAAUUGCUGAGUUAAAAGGUAAACGUGUAGUUUUGUUAGAUAUUACCAAAUCUUCAUCUGUAAGGAAUAUGCCAAUUUUGAUACCCAGCAGCAAUAUUUGAAAGUACCUGUUUCUCCACCAUCUAAAGAUCAUUGAUUCAUUAGGGUUUUUCAGGUGCAUGAUCAUAUCACUUGUAAAUGUAGGUGGUUCUACACCUUCAUUUCCAAUUCUGACACCUCCAAUUGAUUUCUCUUAAAAUUGCCUUCACAAAUACCUCUAAUACAGUGCUAGGUAGUUUAUAGAGAAUGUCUGAUUCCUAAUAUUAGUGCAAAUGUCUUUAGUGUUUCUCUAUUAAAAAUAAGAUUCUGACUUUAAUGCAAAUUAUAUAUGUUUACUUGUUUAUCACGCUGAGAAAGUAUGCAUGAAUUCCUGUUUUCUUGAGUUUGUCUUUUUUUUUUCUUUAAUCAGGAGUGGAUCUUAGUUUUGUUGAAGGUUUUUCUUCCCCCCUGGUGUUUAUGGAGAUAAUCAUGAUUUUUCUUCUUAGUGCUAUGGCUGUGAUGUAUUAUAUUAAUGGAUUGAACCAACCUUGCAUUCCUUGACUGUCUCUCAUGU